UUAUUGGAAAGCCACUCACUCUAUAACUUCGACUGCUCUUCGGCAGACUCUGUUGCGCUUAAGAAUGGACCACAAGCAAUAGAGACUGGCGAUUGGAAGCAGACAAGCUCUGCAAGCUUGAACUUCUGCUUGUCGCUUGCCCUGAUAAUUAAUCUGGUAUAUAGUGACCGGGUACGCAUAACAAUGACCGAAUUCUAUCCGAUGCUGAGGACACGCAGGAUUGCCCCGAUCUAUGACAGACAUUGGCCCUGCUGUCGGGAGCUAAAGAUCGAGCUUCUCCUCAUUUCUGUUCCUGACUGA
Messenger RNA from Aspergillus luchuensis, 300 nucleotides. RefSeq lists its product as uncharacterized. The transcript has a single exon. Lineage: Eukaryota; Fungi; Ascomycota; Eurotiomycetes; Eurotiales; Aspergillaceae. The annotation marks the transcript as partial. The record is from RefSeq and is a predicted model, not a curated record.